CCCUCUGAGCUCCGGACCGACCGACUCACAGACUCGCGGACUGACCGAGACCCAGCGUCCUUCUCCGGCUCGCUCUGCCCGCUGACGAUGGCUCGGUGCCGGACGUUCUGGACCGGGAUCCUCGUCCUCAUGACCGCCAGUCUCCCCGCUGGCGUCCAGUGCUUCAGCCACCUGAGCUUCAACCUGUGUAAGUGGUGCGAGGCGUCCAGUCCGCUGUGCAAGGACAGCGUCUGCACCAGUAACUGCAGCCUCUCGUCCUUCUGCACCGCCAUCGAUGAAAUCUGCAUCGCUAUAUGGAGGAAGAGCAACGACACAAUGACCGUGAGCACCAUGUGUCACCAGCCUAGUCUGCCACUAGAGGGCGUGGACCCCGCCCUGCUGCUGAACUUCACCUCAAGAGAAUGUCACAUGGUCCCACAGCCGACUGACGAUGGAGCCAUGAUGGUCUGUGGCUGUCAGGGGGAACACGAGUGUAACGACAAACUGAUCUUCAACAAGGGAGCCAAUGGUUUCUUUAAGCUGCAGAGUAAAGACGUGAUCCCGGUGGUGGUGGUGAGUCUGGUUCCUCCGGUCCUUGUGGCCAUCGUGGCCACGGCUGCCUUCUACUUCUACCGCACCCACCGCCCGGACAAACCCGGCCCCCCUGCACGCCCCGACUGGAGCACCAAGCGCACCCCGGAGUUCUAUCAGGCUCUGGACCUGCCGGGCGGGGGGGCUCGGGCCGAUGGUGCAGGAGGCCUGGCGGGUCCCGGGUGUGAAGGGGAUCACUCCAACGCCAAAGUGGCAUCGUUUGACAGUGACAUCAUCAGCGCCCUCACAGAUCAGAGGCACGGCCGGCUGUCGGAGCCGCUGCCGAUCCAACUGGAGGUCCUGGUGGGGAAGGGCCGCUUCGCAGAGGUGUGGAGGGCCCGCCUGCUGCAGGGGGUGAGGGGGGGGGUCAACAGCUAUGAGACCGUGGCAGUGAAGGUGUUCCCAGCCAUAGAGUACGCCUCAUGGAGAAACGAGUGCUUCAUCUUCACAGACCCCAAACUGGAGCAUGGCAACGUGGUUCGAUUCCUGGCAGCUGAAGAGAGGGGGCCGCCCGGUCCCACGCUCAGACAGUACUGGCUGGUUCUGGCCUAUCACAGCCUCGGGAACCUCCAGGACUUCAUCACAGAUAACAUCCUGAGCUGGGAGGAGCUCGUGGCCAUGGCCGUGAGCGUCGCUACAGGGUUAGCUCAUCUCCACAGUGACACCACACCCAGCGGGAUUCCAAAGGUGCCGGUCGCCCACCGGGACCUGAAGAGCAGCAACAUCGUGAUGAAGAGCAGGACGGAGUGCGCCCUGUGUGACUUCGGUCUGGCCUUACGAUUGGACCUCGCUCUCACUGUAGACGACUACGCCAACAGCGGACAGGUGGGGACAGCUCGUUACAUGGCUCCUGAGGUGCUGGAGUCCAGGGUGAACCUGGAGGACCUGGAGGCCUUCAAACAGAUGGAUGUUUACUCCAUGGCGCUGGUCCUCUGGGAGAUGGCCUCCCGCUGCCAGGCCAUCGGAGAGGUGGAGAGCUACGAGCCGGCGUUUGGCUCCAAGGUUUGUGAGCAGCCGUGCGUGGACAGCAUGAGGGACCUGGUGCUGAGGGACCGAGGACGACCCGACAUCCCGGCGGCCUGGACGCAGCACCGGGGGAUGAACGUCUUCUGCUCCACCAUCACCGAGUGCUGGGAUCACGACCCGGAGGCCCGACUGACGGCCGACUGUGUGGUGGAGCGCUUCAACGCCCUGCAGGAGGACGAGGAGCUGACAGCAGAAGCAGACAGAGACAAGGACGGAGACAGACAAAAGAACUCAGAGACGGCAGAAGACGAUCGGAUCCACUCCUCGUCCACGUCCUCCCUGCAGGUCCCUCAGCCGCAGAGCGACGACACGGAGGUUCACAGGGCGUCUGUCAGCGAGGGCUGAUGGAACAGGCCUCGUGUUUAAUCUGCUGGCAGAGACACUCACACUCUUCUGUUGUGUGAAAGUGUGUUGUUUUAUCGGAGCUGGUCUCCAUGUGUGUGACGGUAUAAUUCUGUGACUGUGAUCCUCAUCAUGACAUACGUGCCCCCCCCCCCCCCGGAGGGCUCCUGGUCGGGUGAACAACCGGCUCCACAGUCCAAUGCUUUGUUUCUGUGACUGGAAAAGCAAUGUCCUUCUGAACUCAAGGCUCUUUACACAAAACUCUGUUGGAUGGAAAACACAGAUUCUUAAUGUUUGUUUGUAAUAAAUAUAAAAUUACAACAUUAA
Platichthys flesus (European flounder) is the source of this 2265-nucleotide messenger RNA. RefSeq names its product transforming growth factor beta receptor-like (gene tgfbr2l). Gene Ontology annotation, cellular component: signaling receptor complex; plasma membrane. NCBI's taxonomy places the organism in Eukaryota, Metazoa, Chordata, Actinopteri, Pleuronectiformes, Pleuronectidae. Bases 88 to 1941 code for a protein of 617 amino acids. Gene Ontology annotation, molecular function: type I transforming growth factor beta receptor binding; activin receptor activity; SMAD binding. Gene Ontology annotation, biological process: transforming growth factor beta receptor signaling pathway; cellular response to growth factor stimulus; heart development. The record is from RefSeq and is a predicted model, not a curated record. The transcript has 8 exons.